AUGCUGGCGCUCAUGGCCAACGGCGGGAACGUCGUGGAGGCGAUGGACCAGCUCUCGACGCUGGAGUUCGGCCCGGGAGGCGGGGCAUCCCCGGCGCCAGAGCCGUCGCCUCGGACGCCGCCCCCCCCCACAACCGGGAGGCCGUCCAAGGGCGCGGACGAGGGCCCGGAGGGUGCUGGCGUCGGCACCGACGGGGACGCGUGCGCAAACGAGCAGAGCGAGGAGGAGCAGCUGCGCAGAAUCCUCGCGCUGUCGCAGCGAGAGGAGGAGGAGAAGAACCGCCAGCGGGAGGCCAAGUGGAGGGAGAGCCUGGAGGCUGCCCUCGCCCUGAGCAUGCAGGAGCCGAGGCCGCUCGCGGGCGCGGGCGGAGGAGCUGCCCGAGAGGCCGACGUGGAAAACGACGAAGACGACAGUGGCAUACCCCGCGAGGUACUUGAAGAGUCGAGGCGCAUGCAGGAGGCGGAUGAGCAGCGGAGGGAGCGGCAGGAGCAGGCGGACCUGGAGGACGCCCUCCGGGCAAGCCUCAUGCUCGUCCGGUUCCACGACUCCAUGGACGUGGAGCUGGAGUCGUCGCCGUUCGAGGAGUCCGCCGAGGCCGAUGACUGGCCGACGUACGCCGAGGAGAUACGGCAGGCCUAUGAGGAGCCGAGCAGAGGUGCUGUGGCGCGGCCCCUGCGCCGCGCCGCUCUGCCCGGUGGACGAGGUGGACCCGCACGAGCGGCGCGUCGACCCCGAGAGCGGCGAGGAGUUCAGCCUCGCGGAGCUCCUUGUGGCGUAUGCCGGGCUCUACACCGACGCCGAGAUCAGGGCCUACUGGAGGGACGCCUGCUUCGAGCCGGUGCCCCCGGAGCCGAGGCCGCCUGA
Messenger RNA from Prorocentrum cordatum, 864 nucleotides. NCBI's taxonomy places the organism in Eukaryota, Dinophyceae, Prorocentrales, Prorocentraceae. The record is from the annotation of a GenBank genome assembly.